Messenger RNA from Caretta caretta (loggerhead turtle), 1173 nucleotides. It is a transcript of the gene RPF1, whose product is annotated as ribosome production factor 1 homolog. The record is from RefSeq and is a predicted model, not a curated record. Gene Ontology annotation, cellular component: preribosome, large subunit precursor; nucleolus. Gene Ontology annotation, biological process: maturation of LSU-rRNA; maturation of 5.8S rRNA. Lineage: Eukaryota; Metazoa; Chordata; Testudines; Cheloniidae. Gene Ontology annotation, molecular function: rRNA primary transcript binding.
UCUGGUCCCUACCGAGCCGGGGACCGCGCCUCCUGUGUGCGCAUGCGCAGUUAGCGGGUCCACUGGCGGCCCCGGAAGGAAAAUGUGUGGCCUGGGCAGCAUGGCCAGCAUGGCCAGCGGAGCGGCGGGCUCGGCCGCGGGGCCUGGGGACGCGGCGCGGGCCCCGGACCAGGCCCUGUUCCCGCCGGGAUUCAGCGUAUCGGAGAUCAAGAACAAGCAGCGGCGCCAUUUCAUGUUCGUGCGCUGGAAGCAGCAGCAGAGGAAGGAUAAAUUGGCAAAUAAGAAAAAACGGAAAAAGGAGAGAGAAGCCCUUGGAGAUAAGGCACCACCAAAGCCUGUACCGAAGACAAUUGAAAAUCAGAGAGUUUAUGACGAAACAACUGUAGAUCCUAAUGAUGAAGAGGUUGCUUUUGAUGAAUCUACCGAUGAGUUUGCACCAUACUUCAAUAGACAGACAGUUCCCAAGAUUCUUAUCACAACUUCAGAUAGACCUCGUGGGAGAACAGUGAGAUUCUGUGAACAGUUGUCUACUAUCAUACCUAACUCACAUGUUUACUAUCGAAGAGGACUGGCUCUGAAAAGAAUUAUCCCACAGUGCAUCUCAAGAGACUUCACAGAUCUGAUUGUUAUUAAUGAAGAUCGCAAAAUACCAAAUGGGCUUGUUUUAAGUCAUUUGCCUGAUGGUCCAACUGCUCAUUUUAGAAUGAGCAGCGUUCGUCUGCGUAAAGAAAUAAAGCGAAAAGGAAAGGCGCCCACAGAACAUCAACCUGAAGUAAUCCUGAAUAACUUUACAACACGACUGGGCCAUUCCAUUGGUCGCAUGUUUGCCUCUCUCUUCCCACAUGAUCCUCAGUUCAUUGGAAGACAAGUAGCUACCUUUCACAAUCAGCGAGACUAUAUCUUUUUUAGAUUUCACAGGUACAUCUUCAGGAGUGAAAAGAAAGUGGGAAUUCAAGAGCUGGGGCCACGAUUUACCUUAAAACUGAGGUCUCUUCAAAAAGGAACCUUUGAUUCCAAAUUUGGAGAGUAUGAAUGGAUUCACAAGCACCGUGAAAUGGACACAAGUAGAAGAAAAUUCCACUUAUAAUGGAAAUGAUCAUCUAGUUCUACCUAAUUAAUAGGAGUGCAGAACUUUCUUGAAUUCUUCUGUAACUAAAUUGAGUCUGGCUUUGG